Messenger RNA from Gadus chalcogrammus (walleye pollock), 4455 nucleotides. RefSeq names its product programmed cell death 10a (gene pdcd10a). The record is from RefSeq and is a predicted model, not a curated record. The transcript is spliced from 8 exons. Gene Ontology annotation, biological process: regulation of Golgi organization; positive regulation of MAP kinase activity. Bases 523 to 1155 code for a protein of 210 amino acids. Gene Ontology annotation, molecular function: protein kinase binding. Gene Ontology annotation, cellular component: Golgi apparatus; FAR/SIP/STRIPAK complex. NCBI's taxonomy places the organism in Eukaryota, Metazoa, Chordata, Actinopteri, Gadiformes, Gadidae.
UCGCCCACUGUGCCGUGUUUUGCUCUGGGCUACAGUUUUGUCAUGCAUAAAACUUCCGUGAAUGAGAUACAACAACAGAGAAGCGUUACAUCGACUAACUAAACUAAUAAUCUGAUAAAUCCGUUUCCAACGGUUGGCUAUUUGGCCUCGACCACCCUAUGCGUCCCCAGCAGAGCUAAUCUGUGACCUACCUUGUACUUUGGCUACGGAAUGAGAGGAUCACCUGCCGAACCUGCUAACCGGCUAAGCUAGCUCCUACUAGUGGUAUUUGUGCUUGUUUUGUGACAUUAUUUCAUACUGUUCCUAUCACGUCGUCCUGGUUCGAGGUGUUCUGCCUCCGGCAGGGUCUGAGGGGCCGCUUGUAGGGCAUCUCUACCAAUCUGAGGGGGAAUACAUGUGUUAAAGACACACACACACACACACACACACACACACACACACACACACACACACACACACACACACACACACACACACACACACACACACACACACACACACACAGCCAUUGAUCAAUCAAGGAUGACCAUGGAAGACAUCAAGAAUGAAGUGCAAACAACCUCAAUGGUUCCGAUGGCGCUGUACACCGUGAUGUAUCCUGUUUUUAACCAGUUGGAGAAAGUCAAUUUAUCGGCCGCCCAGACGUUGAGAGCAGCCUUUAUCAAAGCCGAAAAGGAGAAUCCCGGACUUACCCAGGACAUCGUCCUAAAGAUUCUAGAGAAGAAGAACCUAGAAAUCAACUACGCAGAGUCUCUCCUUCGCAUGGCUACAGAAGACGUAGAAGAGUUCCUGAUUGACAGGCGGGAGCCAGAGUUCCAGGAGCUGAACGAGCGGGCCAGAGCUCUGAAGCACAUCCUGAGCACCAUUCCGGAUGAGAUCAACGACAGAGUGCGCUUCCUGCAGACCAUCAAAGACAUCGCCAGUGCCAUCAAGGAGUUAUUAGAUACAGUUAACACGGUCUUCAGGAAAUACCAGUAUCAAAACAGACGGGCUCUGGAACAGCAAAAGAAAGAGUUUGUCAAGUACUCCAAGAGCUUUAGCGACACGCUCAAAACCUACUUCAAAGAUGCAAAGGCGAUAAACGUGUUUGUCAGCGCCAACCGACUCACCCACCAAACCAACAUGAUACUGCAGACCUUCAAGACGGUGGUGUAGGAGCUCAAAUACGCACGCACACAUACACACACAGACAGACACAUUGACACACACACACACACACACACACACACACACACACACACACACACACACACACACACACACACACACACACACACACACACACACACACACACACACACACACACACACACACACACACACACACACACACACACACACACACACACGUUGAGGUUUUUUUUUAUGAUUAGAAACUAGAAGAAGCUUUUAGAAAUUGUAAGGGUAUUUUAUUUUAUGGGGUGUAUAAUUUAUAAUUCUUUAGCUUUGAGAAAUCAGGUAGUAAAGGUUCAAAGUGAGUUAGUUUGAAAAUAAUUGCCAGGGCAUUUUAACUUUCUUUAGGCUGUCCCUUUAAAAAUAAAUCUAUUUUCGUAUGUCCAUGCUGCACCUUUCCUGCACAAGCUGCUCCAGUCUGUUAGGAGUUCCUUUUUUUUGCAAUCAUAACCAGUUUGGGGAUAAGCAGUUGAUAGUUUACCUCCGGAAAGCUUAGAGAAGGAAGGGACAGAUGGUCAACGGUAAUGUAAUAAUUUAAAUUUAAUAAUUUAACUUACUCGAAAACAGUCUUUUCUGGUCAAAUUCAGAUGAUUAUAUAUUUCUGGGAUUGUACUUUUAUUUGAAAUUCUAAUAUAUUUUCUACCAAACAGAAAAAAUAAAAGUUCAUAAGAUUAACAAUUGUGAAAAAUAAGACAAAGAAAUAGAGCAUUUUUUAAAUGAGAAGAUUGUGAUGAGAACUGCAUUAUGUCUGGCACAAGCUUGCUAUUUAGUUACUACUGUCCAUUUCUCACACCAGGUUAAAUACAUUAAUAUACAAUUGACUGAAUUAAAUUAAAAUGAUUAUGAUAUAAUUAUGAUUCCCAACAAUAUUGCAAUGGCUAAUCUACUGUAAUACUUUCUGUGGCCCAAUAUUUCUAUUUUUAUACAGCCAGCCAUUUAAAUAUAAAUACAGCAGGUUUGUCUUGGUGUGUAGUCAUUUUAUUGGGAGCUGCUUUCUUUUAGCCAGUGAGAACUUUCAAAGUUCAACAGAAUUGUACUUUAUAACAAAAUUGAAUGUACAUACUUUUUCUUCAUUCCUGUAACUCAAGAAACUGUUUUAAUCUACUACCUAUUUUAGCCCUGUAAAAAUGGGCACAGGCACAUUCCUUUAACCAAAUGUAAAUAAAUCAUUGGGAUCUGAGCUUAUUCUCCUCGUUCACUCUAGACCUUGGGCAGUCCGACACAUCACUUGUGUUGAACAAAUGCUUAGGAGGCUGCUCAAACCGUUCCAAAUAAAACGAGUCUCAACGUUUGAGAUGAGAUCUUUAAAAACAAAUAAAAAAAACCUGCUUCCUUUUUAUUGUCUAUCUUUUUUUGGUAGGGAAAUUAAUUAAAAUCUCAUGUUUUACCUUCAGAUUCUUCAACUGUACAUUCUUCUUCUGGGGCAGUGGUUCGUCCAACUGUAUUUCAUUUUUAAUUUCGCUGUUCCUGAAGCAUCAUUCUUCUCCCUGUAUAAUGGUAAAUUUUCCACAGUGGAUUUUAUACCGCGCUAUUUUUGGGCUGUGUCAGCGCUCUAGGCCGUGUUGCUGUAAUCCAAUUGUGAAAGCGUUCACUUUUAAGCUUUAUUAUUGAAAUUGCUGGGACCGUAUUUUCUCAUUCUGCCGCUGUUGAUGGAUAUAAUCAGCUAAUUCAAGUCAUUCUUGGCUAUUAAGGCGUUUCUAGCGAUCGGAUCUGAGUGACUGACGGAUGGUGCCAAUUAUUCAGAUGGUGGUUCGAAGACGUAUAGCAAUGUGCUUUGUGUGUUUUGUGCGCACGCAUGUACAUUUUAUUGUGCACUUCUUUGUCAAAGAAAUGUAGAGGAAUUUGUAAACCGUUAUGAGUAGCUGCAAGGUUAUGUUUGAUAGUUACAAUUACAAUCAUGUGGGUACUUAUUUUUAUCUCAAAUUAAAUUUCAAACCUCCAUCAAGCAGCUAUUUAUCCAAGCCUUAUCUAUCUCUACUGAAGAAAUCCUAUCUUUCUUUCCAUUGUUUUAUUUACGGUAAGUACUCACUGGGUCGCAUAUGAAGAAAAAGGUCCUUUUGAAGCGACUGGUGUGCGAAUAGAUGCAACACGCAUACUCACAAGGGAAGGGUUCAUACUCUAAAGCAGACCCCUUUUUUACUACUUGGUUGCCAGGAGACCUGGCUAUGGGCUUUGUGAAGGAGGGGUAAUACAAUUGUGUGUGUGUGCGUGUGUACGAUUGCCUCUUGGCAGUUGGUCCAGUUUUUGUGGGCAUUUUGCUCAACUCCCUCUGGGAAUGAGUGUGUUUCGGGAGAAGAGCCAUUUCCAAACACUGAGUGGACUUGGAGACACAUUUGCUGAGCGUUCCCUCUUCACCUCUCUGGAUAAGAACCACAGCUGAGAAAGCCAUACAGUGUAAAGGGUGCUUAACCGUGAACAGUAUUUGUCUUUGUUAUUUUUUUUCCGAUUUCAACCCACUGCUUCUGUACUUGAAUUGAGAUCAAGUUUAGCAAUCUUUUGACACGCAGCGGCAGAGACCGUAUUGUUACACAAGGAAGUCUUUGGGGAGCCAAUAUAAUCGGUGUAUAUAGUACACCUUCCCAUGGCCAUUUCUCUUUCUCAAACCAAGGAACCGGGAAUGAACUUCAGUUGGAAACAACACUCUAUUCUCUAUUCAAGGGUGUUUAGAUGCAGUAAACAGCCAACAAUGGGGCGUGGGUGUAACCUGACUGUAUUUGCCAUUACAACACUCUGCAAAAUCACGUAUGGACACACAUAAGAGCCCAAUUAUAACAGAUCAAAUUGGGUUAUGGCAUAAAAUUCUUGAUGUGCAAAGAGGAAACAACACUGUUUUUAAAACUCUAUGACAAACAUUGUUUCAAACUUGUCUUACUUCAACCUUUAUGACCUUAGGUCAUUGAUAUCAGCCGUAACCAUGGGGACAGACACAAGGGCACUCGAGCCGAUUUACUGUUGAGGAUUAUCCCUGUUGAGAUAUUUUGUGCGUGUGGGUUACCGCUCAAAUUAGAAUACCUCUUGCGCAAUACUGUACAUAUAACAUUGUUACAAAUUAUUACUGACAUGUUCAGUUGUUAUUCUCACAAGUUCAAAUCAAGGGAAACAAACCAGUAUUUAGAGAUGCAAGCCCAUUUUCUCCGAUGCCUUGUUCGUUCAGGGCCUCUCCGGCCCACCUCGCUCCCUCUAGAGCCUCUGUUUUAGGGAGGCUUCAGAGGUUGUGGUCUCCAACAGGGGAGGGCUCAAGCAGAGAAGAAUAUCGCCUCCAUCAAAGCAUUCUCAUCACUC